This is a messenger RNA of Sus scrofa (pig), 7785 nucleotides long. It is a transcript of the gene DENND1B, whose product is annotated as DENN domain containing 1B. Lineage: Eukaryota; Metazoa; Chordata; Mammalia; Artiodactyla; Suidae. Gene Ontology annotation, cellular component: cytosol; nuclear speck; intracellular membrane-bounded organelle. The record is from RefSeq and is a predicted model, not a curated record. Gene Ontology annotation, biological process: endocytic recycling; T cell receptor signaling pathway; endocytosis. Gene Ontology annotation, molecular function: guanyl-nucleotide exchange factor activity; phosphatidylinositol phosphate binding.
AGGUGGGGGCGGGGCGGCGGCGCAGCCGGCACCACCCGGGCCGCCGCUGCCGUGCGCUCCGUUCCCGCGGCGGCCGGCGUGGGCGGGGCGCAGCCGGGGCUGGCGGCGGGCGGCCCCGCGACAUGUAACCAUGGACUGCAGGACCCGGGAAAAUCCAGAAAGAACCUUUGACUUGGUAUUGAAAGUGAAAUGUCACACCUCUGAAAAUGAAGAUCCGGUGGUAUUGUGGAAGUUCCCAGAGGACUUUGCAGACCAGGAAGUACUCCAGACUGUGCCAAAGUUCUGUUUCCCCUUUGACGUGGAAAGGGUGUCUCAGAAUCAAGUUGGACAGCACUUUGCCUUUGUACUGACAGACAUUGAAAGUAAACAGAGGUUUGGAUUCUGCCGACUCGCAUCAGGAGGCAAGAUUUGCUUAUGCAUCCUUAGUUACCUGCCAUGGUUUGAAGUGUAUUACAAGCUUCUAAAUACUCUGGCAGAUUACUUGGCAAAGGACCUGGACGAUGAUUUGAAUGAAACUCUUAAGUCACUCUAUAACCACCCAGUACCAAAGGCAAACAGCCCUGUCAAUCUGAGCGUGCAUUCCUACUUCAUUGCCCCUGAUGUAACUGGACUCCCAACAAUACCCGAGAGUAGAAACCUCACGGAGUACUUUGUGGCCGUGGACGUGAGCAACAUGCUGCAGCUGUACGCCAGCAUGCUGCACGAGAGGCGCAUCCUCAUCACCUCCGGCAAACUGAGCACCUUGACUGCCUGUGUCCAUGGAUCUGUCGCCCUGCUCUACCCCAUGUACUGGCAGCACAUUUACAUCCCCGUGCUUCCCCCACACCUGCUGGACUACUGCUGUGCCCCCAUGCCGUACCUGAUCGGAAUACACUCCAGCCUCAUAGACAGAGUGAAAAAUAAAUCAUUGGAGGAUGUGGUCCUGUUAAAUGUUGACACAAACACUUUAGAAUCACCGUUUAAUGACUUGAACAGCCUCCCGAGUGAUGUGGUCUCGGCCCUGAAAAAUAAACUGAAGAAGCAGUCUACAGCUACGGGUGAUGGAGUGGCUAGGGCCUUCCUUAGGGCGCAGGCUGCUUUGUUUGGAUCCUACAGAGAUGCACUGAGAUACAAACCCGGUGAGCCCAUCACUUUCUGUGAGGAGAGUUUUACAAAGCACCGUUCAAGUCUGAUGAAACAGUUCUUGGAAACUGCAGUUAACCUCCAGCUUUUUAAGCAGUUCAUUGAUGGUCGACUGGCAAAACUAAAUGCAGGAAGGGGCUUCUCGGACAUCUUUGAAGAAGAGAUCACUUCAGGUGGCUUUUGUGGAGGGAACUCAAGGUCAUAUCAGCAAUGGGUGCAUACAGUCAAGAAAGGAGGCGCGCUGUUCAACACUGCAAUGACCAAAGCAACUCCGGCUGUACGAACGGCAUACAAAUUUGCGAAGAAUCACGCCAAGCAGGGCAUAAAGGAGGUGAAGAGUAAGCUGAGACACAAGGAAAAUGAGGACGAUUAUGGGGCUUGUUCUGGUUCUGUCCAAUAUAUGCCAGUGUACACGUUACACAGUGAGAAGGGAGGAAACCUAACAAGGCGUAAGCUCACGCAGCCACACGUCAGAAGGCCUCUUAAGAGCCUGGAUGGAGGUCUGGGUGAUGACGACGACGAUGACAUGGAAAGAGCAAGCAAGUUGUCUUCCGAAGACGGGGAAGAAGCUUCUGCUUAUUUUUAUGGAAGCGACGACUCUCUGGACACGAGAGGGAAGACUGCCUCCUCAGGUGAGAUGGACUUGCUAGGAGAGAUCCUAGACACGCUGAGCACGCACAGCUCGGACCCGGGGAAGCUGGCCGCGGCCAAGAGCCUGGAUUUCUUCAGAUCGAUGGACGACAUCGACUACAAGCCCACGAAUAAACCCAGCGCGCCCAGUGAGAACAACCUGGCCCUGCUCUGCGGUGCUUCUGGCGACCAGGCCGAGUGGCACCUGGGGCAGGAUGACAGCGCCGUCCACGGCCGGCACCUGCCCCCCUCUCCCAGGAAGCGGGCGUCCUCCGGCGCCUUGAGGGAGUCUCUGUUCAGCCUGACGGAGGAGAACAACGAGAAGCCUCUCGGUGGGAGCGGGCCCGCGGAUCCGGACCGGCCAGUCCCUCCCGCAGGCCUGGACGUGCAGCUGGCCCCGCCCGAGGCGGCCCAGACGGCGCGGAAGGAAACACUAAGCCAGACCUCGGACGACCUGCCGGUGCCCAGCCUCGGGCGCCGUCCCUCCACUUUUGUUCCUUGGGAGAAAGAGGGCAGAGAAGCCCAGGAGCCUUCAGAAGGUUCUGGGCUGCUGCAGGAAGUAGUGUCCUUGUGUCACAUAACAUCCGCCUUCCACCAGGACUCAGACGUGACAGAAGGAAAAGCACGGGGAAACCAAGCUUAAAUCAACAACCGGGAGUCAGUGGCUUGCAUCCAGCCGUCUGUGGAGACCCUCUGGGGUCGCACGUAACCUAAACGGCCAUUCGCAGGAAGGACGACUCUUCCGGCCACCUGUUAUUUGUCCCCCCCGCCCCCAACUCGUGGUACCUAGAUCAUUGAUUUUUAAAAGUAAAGCUAAUUCUCCUACUGUGCUCUUAAAUCAGGCACUAGUUUGUAUGUGUGUUGAAAGUGUAUGUUGAACAUCUGAUUUUCCCAGUAACUGGUGCUUAAUGCCACUGAUUUUAUUUCACCUAAGGCUGCGUAUACACCCUUGCACAUCACCGGUAGCUGCCAGUCAUCUGGUUGAGCACGAACCGAACCGGCCAGGAUGGCAGAACCCAUCAGAACUCCCCCGAAACUGCUGACCCACUAACUGCCUUAAUCUUAAGCCUCUAAUAAGUAUUCUUAGGUAAUUUAUGGAAUUACAUGUCAGUUUUGAAAGAUGAGUUACAAGUGUUCUACGGAGCAAUAAUGCCUUUUUCUAGUCAUUGAAUCAAGGACAAAAUUCAUUUUUUCCAAGUUGAAAAGCGCUCUGGUGGACACUGCAGCCUUGUUUUGCAGAAAGUAUACAUAGGUACACACUGACCUGUGCUCAGUGAGAGGAGUGCAGUGCUGAAAUUACAAUGUGAACUCGACGACUGCUGUUUACAGAUGACACUUUAAAUUUCUCCGUCUCUCCAAAUGCCUUUGCUAACAGGAGUCACCCCCAGAAAACCAAAUGCAACGUGAACUCUCCCGAUUAAAAGCGUCCCCUCUCGCUCUUUCCACAGCAGUAAUUAAUUCUCCACCAUCAGAACGCGUGGCAGCGCCUCAUCUUUACUUGUCGCAGUCGCUGGCUUUCUCUUUGGGGCGUUUCCGCUUUGCAGGCUGUGUGGACAAAGCCCAGAGCCCUCCCCGCCUGCCCUCAGCCCCGCUGUUGCUCCUUCUGCUCAGGACCGAGCCGCGUGCAUUUUCCUCCGUUUUUCCCUGAGGCCCUGUCCCCGUCCUGGGAUCCCGCCGGGGGUGACGGUAGCCUCUGCCGUGACCGGUUCUCAGACUCUCGUCUCUGCUGCCCCGACAGCUGCUCAGAGGCCGUGGAGGCGUCUGCCUGAUGUUCUCCUGACUGCAUGGGAUCAUGGCAGGGGGAGGGGAGCCCGAGGAAAAGUGCCGUCUCCUUCUGUCCCCACGCUCUGCGAAUGUUAGUGUGACCUUGGUCACUGGCUGAUGCAGCAUGUGGGGGUCGCUCCCGGUCCCCUGUGGCCUUUGGAAGGAAGUCCCUGCGCACAGCCACCCAGAGAUUGUCUCUUCUCUCUCCCAUUCACUGUCCCACUUUGAAUGUCACCUGAGGAGCAAUUGGGCAUUUGGUGGCCUCACGAUUGGCUAGAUUGUCAGGGAUGAUCAGGGAAAAAAAAAAAAAAAAACAGUGAUGUUUGGGUUAAUUUGUUGUUAGUAUGUUCAAUACAUAGACUCUGUAAUCCCCAAUCACAAUUUUUAAGUUCUUGUUUUAGGAAAGCUAGGUGAGAAAGCAUUCCAGAACCCCCAUCAAGACUCUGCUCUCAAAUAUUUGCUGAAAUCAGAAUUUAAUUUUCAGUUAAAGAAAAUCCUGGAAGGGGAUAUGUUAAAAUCAUUGCUUAAAAAUAGCUACUUAGAUCAGUCUUGUAAGUUAAAGAAAAUGACCAAGUUUUUAAAAGUACAUUCCAAAAUCUAAAUGGAUGUGUUUUAUUUGGGCAAUUAACCCAUUUUUUGUUUAUGAAGACAAAUCUUGUUUUCUUUAUAAGGAUGGACUCCGUACAUAUUAAGGAAAAAAAAAAUUUUUUUUUAACGCCAAAGCUGAGACUCAAGGGUCUUUGAAAUUUUGCCUUGAUAUACUCAUUAGGAAAUUCCAUGUAAUUUUGUUGAAGUAUGUUAGAAAGGCAUCCCACGUGAGAAGGAAAAACUGUCAUUCUGGUUGUUAACCUGCUGGACAAAUAUUCCUAAUUUUUGAAAAGAAUGUAAAGCCACCCUUUAACGUGAUUGUUGGUACUUUGCCCUUGAGAAUCCAGAGUCUGGAAAAUGGGCCCGUUGUGAGUGUAACAGAGGCAAAAUGGGGGUUUUAGUCCAUUUGCUCACUAAGCUUCAUGGUCUCAGAAACAGGAGUUCUUUUUCUGUCUUUCAGUCACUUCACCAGAUGUCUGACUGCACUACUGUGUGUGGUGAGGGAUGUAUCCCCUGACAAGUGACAUUUGUGUCAAAGGAUCUUAAAUCGGAUUUGUGCCUUAACUUACAAAAUCAGCUCUUACAUCCCACGCUCCAAACAAAAGCAAAAACUCUCCAUGUUAUUCUUGGAGAGAAUCCAAAAGACUAGUAGCAAGUAUUCCCAUUUCAGACCAUUUGUAUUUUGAGUAUUCAAAGUCUGCUCUUAAACUAGACUCCCAGUGUUAGGUUGGCUACAGGGAAAUGAAGUGAAAUUAAGAUGAGUUCUGAAAUAAAAGUAUUACCUUAUUUCCCUACUAUGUUCAUAUUUGCUAUUUUAACCGAACCAGGUAUUUGUAAAUGCCUCUGUGGUUUGAAUUCUUCUCCUCCCCCUAAAGCAGCAACCCCUGUUCUACAAACAGAAUUGUAUAAACACAUCAGACCUCCGGCUCUGGUAUCCAGGCUUUAUCCCACCCCAGCUUUUAGCCUCUUGCCCUCAUUACUGCAUCCAUGGCAUUUCAGGGGACAGAAAUGUGAAUUAGGAGCUACUGUUUUGCUAAGUGAGAGUAUUUAUUGUUAAGUGAUAUAUUUGCAUGGUUACCUACUUGAGCAUAUUUUAGAAAAGCACCAAAAUAUAACAUGAUUAUUUUCCUGAUUAAAAAUCAGUCAUUCACUUAGGAAACAUUUAUUGACUCUUUGUGCCAGUUACAUGCAAGAUCCAGUAACUGCGGAUGUGGGAGAAUAAACGAAUUGACCUAGUUCCCGUUCCGAAGAACUAAUUACAAGGCAAAGGAACCACCCAUCUCUGCUAAUAAUAACGUAUUCUGCUUUGAAGUUAUUCAGUCCCAAUUUGAUCACCAGAAAAGAUCUUUUAAAAGCUGCUUGAUCUAAAACAUGCUCUAAGUGCAGAACCAUUGUACCGCCUCUAAUUUCACUAACCGCCUCUUCUCUCGAUGGUACGAAGUACGGGAAUGCUGCUAGCCGAGAUGACCUGCCUCUACAGGACAGAUGCAGAGACUCUUAGAGCUGCGUGUUCUUGUUCCUCUGGCUUUUGUCAUCACCCAGGUCCCCUCUUGCAGGCAGCAAGGCUCCGAGCGGGAACAUGCUCCCGGGAACUGCUAGGGCCACCUCUCUCCCUUCCGCAGUAACCCAGCACGCGGAUGCCUGCUGAGGCGGUCUCGUUGCACCAUCUUCGUCUUGGAAACAGCAUUCUCUAGAAACACCCCCCCACACACUUAAACUAAAACUGUAAGUGCCCGUGCUGUGCUUAGGAUUCUGUGUUCAUAUCCUAAUAAAAAGGACCCAGGAAUGCUAGGAAAGAAGUUUUCUGAAAUAAGGUGAAGAAGUAGACUGCGGAGCAAAAGGACAAAGCUGUGACGAGUCUCAUCAUGAGUAGAUCUUCCGUCUUUUCUAGAAAAUCUGGAUUUUCAGGAAAAGAUUUCUUUUCACAAAUAAAUUUUCUAAUGUGAAUUCCAUUUUGUUUUUAGCAUAAACGAUCCUGAUUCUGGGUAGGUAUUGGUCGAUCAGAAUAUAAAUUUAAGAAUGUAAAAUGAAUACCAAACCCAAUGCCUCCAAAGCACUUCUUCACGUAGGAACUGGUUUUUACCAACUCUCAGUAUUGACGUCUUUCCUGUGUCAAGCCCGGAGAAUCUGUAUUCUGUUUCUUAAAGUUUAAGAGGCAGAGUUGUUUGAGCAAAUCAGUUCACAGUUUGAUUUGGUCAAGAUAGGAAAUUAGGUGCAUUUAGGAAGAAACAUUUUAUUUUGAAAAUGAUAGGAUUUGUGCAAUAUUUUUCUUGCAUAAUUUAGUUCAUAUAAAUCUGCACAUCUGCUGCUCUAGCAGGUGCCUUAAGGUCAUAUUUUUCAGUAUUUGUGUAAAACAAUAUGUAGCAAUGUUCUAUGUGAUUUUAGAAAAAAUUCUUUAUACUGUUGGCAAGAGAAAUGUUUUUGUUUAUUUAAAAUAAUUAUGACUAUUGCAUUAUUGUAUCAUAACUAACUGCCUCAGCAACAAUAAAUAUGCAAUAAGAAAAUCCUGAACCUUAGCUCUAGUAUUGAUAAUACUGUUACUUUAGAAGAAAUGUAGAUAGUGCAAAAUGCUGACUCUUCAUGCGUACGUUUAACAGCUCCUUGGUUCUGUACCACGUAAAUCUAGAUGGCAUUUGUAUGGUGAUGACAACACAUACGUCGAUUGUAAUAUCCUCUGUGAUGAAUCUUCAGAUUUAUAAAGGGCAUUGCCAAUACUCUGUCUGUAAAUUAAGUUAAUUUUUGUAUAGUGUACAGUUUGUUUAACCUUAGAGCUUCUAUAGAUUUCUACUUUUUAUUGUACUUGAAUGAGGCAGAAAAGCACUGUGGAAAAUCUGUAGCUCUAGGUGCAAGACACAAACAUACCAAAAAAAAAAAACAAAGCACGGUACUCCUGGACGGCUGCUCUCCCCGAUGCCUGCCGUCCAGAAAGCUCUGUUCUUUCAAACCGUACUUAGUGAUUUAAAAUACACAAUCUUUUAUCCUAAAAGAUUGCCAAGUCACAAAUGAUUACCUCUUCCACAGCUCAGCCUCUGAGUCUCUUCGUCUCUGUGUCACUUCGUGUCUCAGAAGAGCCUUGUCGAGGACAUGACAGACCCACUCUGGCUGAUGACGCGACGUGCAGCAUGGGACGAGGUCAGGGCUCUGUGCCUCCUAAAUGCUCCGGGUGUGUCCCUCCAACAGUCCAGUUUCCAUGGGGACUAUUUAAUCAUCAUACACCAAAAAUGAUAUCUCUUGAAUCUGUCAUGAUUCAGUACAUACAGCAAUGCCUACAACAGCCAACAGGCAUGAACUGCAUGAAGCCUGUAGUUUAAAACACAUAAAGUUUUUUUUUUUUACGCAAAAGGUACAUAGGGUUAAAAAUUGAACUUUUCCAAAGCUUAUUUCUCUGGCUUUAAAUGCAUAACUGUUUGAAAGGACUGAAAACCUUGAGCUUUUUGCUAGACGGGGUGACAGACAUCCGUACGCACCUGCCCAGCACUGAGAUGUGCUUUGCUGUCGUGCAUCCUUGAGGCUACAGGAAAAAUCAUCUCACACGUUGACUACUAUCGGGAGGACACUGUGUAGAAAAGUACUGUUUGGGGAAUUUAAAAAAAUAUAUGCAAAAGUAACUAUUGGAUGGACGACGCAUUACCAUAAAGUGCCCGAAAUGCAGGUUUAAAAUAAAAUUGGUCAUAAUCGAAA